GAAACAGGUGUAUAUCAAGGCCGAGCUUGGAAGCGCUCGGUUUAAAUCUGGCGGCAUGAUUAGGGCAUUUCGACUAUCAGGUGUUAUCACCAACUCCAGUCCGUUGUAUAUAAAAGAAGAAAGGUGCAUUGUGUACUCCAAUGACAAAUCUGUUGUUGUCUUCAAUCUACACACAGGAAAAACUUUACUGCUAAAUGGACACAGGGACUCAGUUAUUGGACUUGUCCCAGAUAUUCACAGAUCUCACUAUGUAAUUUCGAGUGGCUUGGAUGGUAAAGUAAUAACCUGGGACAUUAAAACUUGUGAGAAGAUUCAGAAUAUAGAAACACGAUUUCCUAUUGGCUUUUGUUUUCCAACAGAACAUGGAUACACUUUAAGUCAUUCUCUCAAAGAUAAACAUUCCAUUAAAUCAUAUGAUUGUACGACUGGGGAUUUCGUAGAAAUUGUAAAUUUUCCCAAAGGAUCCAAAUUAACAUAUAAAAAUCCUGACUUUGUAGCUUGUGUACAUGAGUUCGAACUUAUUGUGUAUUGGAUGGACUUCAAUGUUUCUGUAAGGUACCCACUUCCAUCUUCUAAGGAGCAUACAGAAAAAAAGAAAUACACAUGUAUCGCAGCUCAUCCAAACGAUUGUAUCCUUGCUACGGGGAAUGCUGUUGGCGAAAUUUUUAUCUGGUGGGAUUUAUGCUCUCAGAUAGACAAUCAUUUAGAAAUGUUAAAUCCUAUCUCUGACAAUUGGAUUGAAGAAGGCAAUCCUCCAGAAAAUGAUACUUUUAAUGAUGUGAAAAUAAUUGUCAAGGAGAAAAUUAAGGCAGGCGGUCGUCCACUCAGUUAUUAUCCAGUUCAUCCGUCUCGUGUUAAACGAUCCCUACUUCAUUGGCAUAGUAUGGAAGUAACAAGUCUUUGUUUUACUUCAUGCGGUGCACAUCUGCUUUCUGGUGGUCUGGAAGGUGUAUUACUCAAAUGGGAUAUGACUGAGUGUUUUGGUGGUCCAAAAAAGUGUCGCUUUUUACCUCAUCUUGGUUCGCCUAUUUCAUCGAUUUCAAGCUAUGGUGGUUUCUGUGAAGAUACAAUUAGCAUCACGUUAGAGAAUAACUCAUUUCACAUAUUGAACAGCGCCUUCACCUUGGUCUAUCAUAAACAAGGCUUUAUGCAAUUGCCUAGACGUUGGGUUCAAAUGCCUGAAUUUUUAUUGCCUAAAAAUUUAUUCAUCUUGGAGAAUAACUUUAUGCGUUCAACUGGUGCCGUCGCUUUUGGAGCUCAGCCGGCUGCAUCGAUUCCCACGUUGGUCUUGACGAAUGGUGGCAGCGGCAAAUUACAGCUGAUCGAUAUUAAUGAUAAUGAGAGAAAUGCUCAAAAAAUAGAUAUAACCAAUCAGAAUCAUGUGGUCAGACUGAACACUUCCAAACUGCCAGUCAUGUAUUCUGAGGUUUUACUAACCGCUCAGUUAGCUAGUGAAGCUGAAUUCACCUGGCUUGUCACCUAUGAAUGCUUAAGGACGUCGUCUGACAAAUUGGGUUUCGAUAACCAGUCUCGUCUUACCUGGUGGCAGUGUCGGAAAGCUGAUGAUAUUGAAAAAGAUGGUAUGAAGGAUGACGCGAUUGUUAAGGCGCGAGAAUUGGCAAAAUUCACUCCAAUCGACACUUAUUCAAUGGCUCAUUUUGGUUGUCCUGCUGUAGGCAUGGGUUUUGUACCAACGGAUAGGAAAGAGUUAUAUGUCUUGCUGGCAGAUUAUCGUCUUAUGAUAUGGUAUUUCAAUGAUGAAUCAAAGAAACAUCCCCUCUAUUCACCAUGGAUUCCAUCAUCGUGUCAUUUAUUAACACGUGCUAAUCCAUUUGAGUCAACAAUGCGACCUAUCUCAACAAUUAUCACUUUUAAUAUGAAUAAUAAUCAGACAGUUGAACCGUUGAACUAUUUACUGAUUUGUUCAGGUGCCAGUUUAACUCUUUUCAAUUGGGAACAACUUGUUAUACAAAGUCAUCCAAACCAUACUGCUAAUCUUCAAUUAAAAAAUAAUCUAUUACAAAUAUGGCCAGAUUGUAAAAAGAGUUUUAUUGACAAUUGCACUGUUGUUGUCACCGCUCCAUCGGAUUGUCCUACUGAUACUCAUUACAUCGCUGUUACAAUUCGUACUCAAGGUAGUAGAUCAGCCGAAGGGCGUAAACUCUAUUCAGCUCUCUGUCUCAUCAAGUGUACACCUAUGAGUUUAGAAGUUGUAUCAAUCAUUCCUAAUGUGUAUGCAACAUGCAUGACUUCUCAUCCGAGUAAAUCUUGCAUAGCUAUAGGUUUACAAGAUGGAACAGUCGCUGUAUAUAAACUCCAAUUGGAUUCCGAUGUCAAGUUACAGUUAACUCACAAUCUACCCAGCUUACCUGCUCAACCAUUAUGUGAUCGUAAGCAUAAAGGUGGAGUGAAGAACAGAGAGAAGAAUAAGAAGAAAUCUAGUGGGACACAGGUUAUCUCGCUGAAUUUUAUUCCCUCGAAAGACCAUGAUGAUGCCGAUGAGAAGGAUGGGGAGGAGGAUGGUCAACUUGACAAGGAAGGAAUUCAACUAGUCGGUAUUAUGAAAACUACAGUCGGGCGAGAAACUGGACGUCGUGAUCUAGUUUAUUAUGGCAUGCGGAAAGGACAGAAAUGCUCAAGUGAAACAGAACCACCUCCGCAUCUCAGCAAACAAUCAAAACAAGGCCUACUACAACUAGUCGAUGCUGCAUCUCCAGUUCAAUUCAAUGGUCGAUCAAGACCAGCUAAACGAAAAUGUGAUGCAGAUCAACAACUGGAGAAUACACUCAAACAGAUUAGUCAGUAUCCAAUAUAUACAGCACCACCACCGGAUCAAUUGUUACAUCAGUUGAUGCAGAAACAUUGAUUACUUCAUACAAAUAUAUAGAUAUAUGUACAUAUUUGGAAACAUUUUGUACAUGAUACAUGAUAUAUAUAUAUUUCUUUUUUACUGAC
This is a messenger RNA of Trichobilharzia szidati, 2955 nucleotides long. NCBI's taxonomy places the organism in Eukaryota, Metazoa, Platyhelminthes, Trematoda, Strigeidida, Schistosomatidae. The record is from the annotation of a GenBank genome assembly.